Dicentrarchus labrax (European seabass) is the source of this 3677-nucleotide messenger RNA. RefSeq names its product transmembrane protein 119a (gene tmem119a). The transcript has 2 exons. Lineage: Eukaryota; Metazoa; Chordata; Actinopteri; Moronidae. The coding region runs from base 363 to 1112 and encodes 249 amino acids. Gene Ontology annotation, cellular component: plasma membrane. The record is from RefSeq and is a predicted model, not a curated record. Gene Ontology annotation, biological process: positive regulation of bone mineralization; positive regulation of osteoblast differentiation; positive regulation of osteoblast proliferation.
CCCUUGCAGUUCGUAGGCGACCUGCUCUACCUACUGAGCCACAGACGCCCUUUUAUAAUAUCAGAAUAAAAUGUACAGUAAAAAAAAUGGUUAAGUGCAGGAGGAUGAAAACUGGGAGGUUGAGAAAGAGGGAGGAGAAGCUGAAAAUAGAGGGAUGGAUCAUCAUUUUGCAGCAAAGAGACCUUUUAGAGCUCAAGGAGGGAGAAAAAACAGUAGGUCUAACAGAGUAGGGAGGGCGGAUGCUCGGAAACCCUCUUUCACUCUUACUUUCCUCUCAUCACUUUAUUUCCUUCUCUGUCUUCUGCACCGCGCUGUGCUGUUCAGAAGAGAAACCCCAGGAUAACUUAUUCUGAGAAGAGAAGAUGAAGUCUCGCUUGGCUUCCCUCGUCACCUGUGUGACCCUGCUCUCACUGUGGUGCAGUGUGUGCCACGCCACUCCUCUGUUCUACAACAUAUCAAUGGACGGCAGCGGUGACGAAGCAGAACUGGAGCUCCUUUUUCCAACCUCUUUCUCCACUCGAGCACCUGCUCACAUCACUGCUGCUCCUGGAGCUCCCACCCUCACCAACACCAUCACCACCACCAUGAUCCGCCUGAAGGACUUCGUGCUGACCCGAGUAGUCGAUUUCCUGCAGGAGAAUCUGCUCAUCAUCAUCGUCGUGACCUCUCUUCUCAUCGUCAUGGUCUUCAUCAUCUGCUGUGCCUCUGCCAUGAGUCAUAAGCGCAAGCUGGAGGCCUACAAACCGCCUCCUAAUCCACCCAGGAAGUAUGUGGCGGAUAAAACCGGCGGUAGCAAGAAUUCAAGCGAGCUCCAAGAGAGGCCGUACGCUGUCGACCACGUCAAGAGGGUCCAGACUCAGAGCAUGGCCUCCCCCAAGAACCUGCGCAUGCCCUCCAAGGCUCUGGUGGGAGAGAGGGGCAGGGACGUCAGGUCAUCGCCUCGCCAGGAAGUCAGAAAGGUCAGGGCGGCCGAGGAGGUGGAAAAGCGGAGAGAGGAGCCCAAGCAAAAAGAGCAGGCGAAGCACCGGGAGGAGGUGCAGCAGAGCCCCAGCACCAGCUCCAGCUCCAGUCAGCCAGUCUGCACCUGCCAUUUGAAAAAGGCCCACCACUAGGGCACGUUCAAGGCUGAUGAGAUAAAAACCAGAUCAGACAGGUUGGUUAUUCUGCACAUAUAUGAGAAAAACAACUUUAAAGGUCCAGUGUGUAACAUUAGGAGGCUCUAUUGGAAGAAAUGGAGCAAAAUAUUCAUAGGUAUGUUUUGUUAGUGUAUAAUUACCCGAUUACAGGAAUCAUUGUUUUUGUUACCUUAGAAUGAGCCAUUUUUAUCUACAGAUGGUGCAGCGUCCACCAUUUCUACUGUAGCCCAGAAUGGACAAACCAAACACUGGCUGUAGAUAAUGCUUCACAGCCCGUUCUCAUUCCCAGGUCGUCAAAUCCAGACUCAAGUUGGUUGCAAUCUGCAACUUCACCGCUAGACGCCACUAAAUCUUACACACUGGUCCUUUAAAUCCAUUGUGAUGCAGAUCAGAAAUAACGUUUUACAACUGCCCGGAAGAAACGUAUUAAUGAGGGUUAGCCUGACGUGUUAUGUAAAGAAUCAGAAUUUUGAAUCAGAAAAACUUUGUCACAAAGCGACGGAAAUUUGGCUUUGACGAGGCUCACGCAGGUAUAGAUAGAGAAAAAAAAACCAUGUAGCAGAAAUAUAUGCUGUACAUAGCAUUAAAAAAAUGAUUAAGACCUAGAUACUGGUUGCAUUUAUAGUUACAGUUAAAAACCGUCAUAGCUUGUUCAUCAUGUUCAUGGCAGUUGGUGUGAAUUAGUUUUUGAAUAUAUUUGUUCUGGCUAGGACAGAGAGAUUUUAUAAUGGCGGCUUGAUGAGUUGGAAUGAGUUGUGGAGGGGUUGAGGGUUGCUUUUUGUCUAACUGCCUUGGCGUAGAGACCUGAGAGUGAGGACUGUCAUUGCCUGUUAUUUUACUUUAAUGCUCGAGGAUCCGAGAAAGUUUUGCAUUGUCUGUAACAGAAAGGAAGUUGUACCAAGAUGUGAUAUUGAAAGUGAGGGACUGACUCAGUGAGUGUUAAAAAGGUACCAAUGAAAAACAGCAGGAUGGAAGAUAUGUGACCAGAAAUCAAAUAUUGUGCUACUGCAUAAUUUUUUAAUUCAUACAAAGAUUAAAAACACUAACUGGGAGAUGUGGAAAACUACGGCUGAUCUAUUUGAAUGCUGCAGCCUUUCAAAUUAAAAGUAGCUCAGUGGUCUGUUGUACUUUAGUAUUGCGGGGGGGGGGUUAACAAGGAUUAGACUGAUCAUUGUGUAGUUGAAGUUCAGUUUAAACAGUAAGAUAAAAGUUUUUCUUACAGAUAUGGAUUUGGUUCAAGAAAUUCAAGAAAAGGAAUGCGUAGCCUGUAAUUUUCCAUGCUCUCCAAAUAGAAAUGAGAAAAAUAGUAAGUAUUCAUGUGAUACAGAGAUGUGUUCCUCCUUUUGCCUGCUGUACACCAUGGCGUCUUUUUAGCAGCUUUGGCUCAACCGGUCUGUCAUUUAGAGCAAAAAUCUUUGCUGCUGUAAAUAAAGCAAAGUGAAGUGCCAGUAAACUUGAUUUGAUAAGUAACAAAAUGUUCUCUUUAUAUUUACUUUCAUAUUUACUUUUAAUUUUGUUUGCAUAAUGUUAUUUUAUGUCAUAUCAUAUUGUAUUCUACUUAAUAAGAACCCUAAUUCACACAGUUUUACACCAAAAGCAAAGUGUUAUUUCUGGGAGGUUGAACACACACACACACACACACAUAUAUAUAUAUAUCUACUAUGUGUGUGUCAUAACAUAUUUAUUUGGUGGAUAAGUUUGAUCAUCUGCCGUCAGCUGUCGUACGUUAAAAGCAGGCUUUUUUUGGUGUAAAAACUUUGUGAAUCAGGGUUUAAGGUUUUUCUAAAUAAGUACCAAUGUAUAAGAUAAAUUAUGGGUUUUGUUUUUAAUGUAAUAAUUUGUAAUGAGUCAAAAAACUUGAGUACAGGGACAGAAGUUGGCUGGUUUUGCUCUUGUGAUAUGUUAAACUUUUAAUCAACAUGCUGGAAGUCAGUCAGUUUGGGGUGCAGAGAGAAAGUUAGUCUAUAUAAUGACUUUAUAGUAUAUACUAAAGUCUUUACACUAGUUUUUGCAUUUAUUUGAAUGACCAGGAUCAUAAUAGCGUAUUUAAUAGUUAUUAACAUUUUACACAUAUUUAUAACUUUUUAGUGGAUAAAACACAAGGCAAAACCUCCUUCCUGCCAUAAAUACCAGUGUACACGUGUAAAUCUCAGUAAUAAAAAGGAAGUUUAAAAAAUGUUAUGAACUAAUGGUUUUCAUUAUGCCAGAUUUACACAUCAGCCCCAUCAGCCCCCUGUACUUCCAGCACCCAUGGUCCUGGUGGCUAAAGGAGAAUGAUGAUUUGUAAAAACUACCCAACUCACUGUCCCAGUCCUCAAGUUAAAGACUCUGAGCAUCUGAACCAAAUGUGUGAUCACUUCAGUUUGUACAAUUUAUGGGCCAGAAGUUUGUCAUGUUUAAACACUUUACUCCGUUGAACCUCAGAUUGUUGUCCUCAGAUGUUUCCAGACAGAUGCUUCCUCUGUAAGUGACAGUUUUAUUGUUUACAAAAUGACGAUGUUGUUUUGCUUAUGUUGAAUAAAAAGGUUGUUUCUGUCAUUA